Molecule: messenger RNA, 3867 nt
Organism: Salvia miltiorrhiza (redroot sage)
Lineage: Eukaryota; Viridiplantae; Streptophyta; Magnoliopsida; Lamiales; Lamiaceae
Exons: 4
Coding region: 1-3867 (1288 amino acids)
Molecular function (GO): nucleic acid binding; RNA-DNA hybrid ribonuclease activity
Source: RefSeq, a predicted model, not a curated record
AUGGUUUGGAACGUCCGCGGCCUCACGGACGAAUCUAAACUGCUGCUAAAGGAGCACUGUCGCUCAUUCUCUCCGUUAAUUUUGGGUAUUGUUGAGCCUAAAGCUGCGUUUCACAAAACGUUUAACAGAUACUGGAAGUCGCUAAAUCUCAUUCCUUGUUUUCAAAACUCGAGAUUGAAUAUGUGCUCUAACAUUUGGAUUUUUUCACAGCCUGACGUUUGCAAUAACGUGAUUUAUGCUUCGGAUCAGGUUGUUAUCUUGGAUUGUGUGUGGAGAAGUCAUUUUUUCAAGGUUGCUGUGGUGCAUGGAGCGUCUACUUAUGUGGCUAGGCGAAAGUUGUGGAUGGAUAUUCUCUCCUUUGCUACUGCUAAGUACGUGAUUUUAGGUAACUUCAACGCGGUGAAAGGCGCGCAUGAGAGGAGCAGCAACUGCCGCCCCAAUGCGGCUUCUUGUGAGGAGUUCUGCGCCUUUAUUGAUUCGCUUGGGUGUAUUGAGUCGCCCACGGUUGGUUUGAAGUACACGUGGUCGGGCCGCAGAUUUAUGCCGUCGCAUGUGGAGUCGACCCUUGACAGAGCUUUCUUCUCGAACAGUUUUGCGGAGGAUUGGCAUACUAUUUUUACUCAGGUGUUGCCCAGAGCCACCUCCGACCAUUCUCCGAUUCUCCUUAUGUGUCAGUCGGUCCCGCUGCCGAGUUGUCGUUUUUUCAGGUUUCUGGAUAUGUGGACCUUACACCCGGAUUUCUUGGAGAUGGUGAAGCAGUCUUGGUCGAAAAAUUUGGACUGUUCUUGCCCUAUCUUUACGGUCAUGGCUAAGUUGAAAAGAUUGAAAAAAGAGUUACGGAUUUGGAACAAAAGUACUUUCGGGAAUGUUGAUAAGCUCAUUAUGGAAAAGCAGCAAGAGCUGCAGGAGGUCCAAGAUCGUAUUGCUACCGAGGGCUACACCGAUGACCUGUUUGACAAGGAGGUAAUAGCUCAAGCCAGCAUCAACAUGACGCUCUCUUGCAAAAAUUUGCUGCUGAAACAGAAGAGCAGAGUGAAGUGGUUACAGGAUGGAGAUCGUAAUACGGAGUUCUUUCACAACAUGCUUAAGUAUAAACGGAAGCCUCAUUUUAUUUCACAAUUGAGGAUUGACGGAACGACGUGUGUUGAUCAGGUCGCCAUCAGCAGACAUAUCGUGGAGUAUUUCUCCACUUUGUUCACGGAAAACAGGCAGGCGCAGGCUUCUAUUGUGGAUGUGGAGGCGGUCUUGGAUCAUAGCAUCACGGAUCAGGACAAUGAGCUGCUGUCUCGAAUUCCGGAUGAAGAGGAAAUUACUGCUGCGGUGUUUCAAAUGGAUUCUCACAGCUCCCCCGGCCCUGAUGGUUUCUCUGGUAAAUUUUUUCAUUCCUGUUGGGAUAUUAUUAAGGUGGACGUUUGGCAGGCGGUUAUCACUUUCUUCACUCGUUCUUAUCUUCCGAGUGGCUGCAACUCUAAUACGCUUAUUCUUAUCCCGAAGAAAGAGAGGGUGGAUACCGUGGCGGACCUGAGACCUAUUGUUCUCUCAAAUUUUCUCUUCAAAAUCAUUUCGAAGGUCUUAGCGGUUAGACUUAAUUCGGUUGCGGAGCACUCGGUUUCGCGUAAUCAAUUUGGUUUUAUUAGCGGGCGAACGAUACAUGAUUGUAUUAUGCUUGGUUCUGAGGGAAUUAACUGCUUAAACCGAUCCGGCGGAGGGCAGAAUAUGGCGUGUAAAGUGGACAUUACCAAGGCCUUUGAUACGCUGCGCUGGGAUUUCUUAAUCAAUGUGUUGAAAGUUUGCGGCUACAGCCAAAGAUUCAUUGGUUGGAUUGAGACCAUCCUUCAGUCGGCGCGUCUUUCCAUUUUGUACAACGGGGAGCUUUGUGGCUAUUUUGGUUGCUCUAGAGGGGUUAGGCAAGGCGAUCCGCUUUCGCCGAUUCUCUUUGGCAUUGCCGAGGAUGCCCUAAGUGCGCUCUUUUCUAACUGUCAGAGAUCGGGACAUUUAGCCCCGAUGCAGUUAUCCCGGGGAGCUCCUUUCCCGACGCACUUGUUUUAUGCUGAUGACAUUUUGAUUUUUUGCAAGGCUACUAAGCAGAAUGCCAAGACUCUGCACAAAAUCUUGGAGUAUUAUGGUCACAUGUCGGGACAGGUGUUCAGUCCUUCGAAAUCUCACAUUUUCUUCUCGGAUAAAGUCACGUCGAGCACUAAGAGGAAAGUGUCGAGACAUCUGCCUCUUGCUACAGGGUCGUUGCCUUUCGUGUAUUUGGGAGUUCCGAUCUUUAGAGGCAAGCCUAAAACUUCCCAUUUGCGAGCUAUUCAUGAUAGAAUUAUUAACAAGUUUGGCCACUGGAAGGGUAUUCAGUUGUCUAUGGCGGGUAGACUGUGCUUAAUCAAUUCGGUGAUCAGCAGCUCCCUUACUCAUUCUAUGUUGGUUUACCGAUGGCCUCAGGAUUUAUUAAAGAGCCUGGACUCAAGUUGCAGGAAUUUCCUUUGGAGUGGGGAUAUCCGUAAAACGCCGGGGUGCUCUGUCAGCUGGGAUCGUGUUUGCUCUCAUAAGUCGGAAGGCGGUUUGGGUGUUCGAUCUUUUAAGACGAUGAACAAGUGUUUUUUAAUGAAAAUGGCCUGGAAGGUGAUUGAGGGGAACAGUUUUGGUUACGACAUUGUGAAGCAACGUUAUUUGACUCCGCACUGCUCGUUAAGAAAUAUUGCGGCGUCUUCUGUUUGGCUCGGGCUUCGUGAUCAAAUCGGGGAGCUCGUCGAUGACUCCUAUAGCUACAUUGGUAGUGGUAGGGAGACUCUCUUUUGGAUGGAUGAUUGGCUUGGGUAUCUUCUUGUGGACAAAUGUGGGGUGCCGUUUUUUGUUAGAGAUACUCUUCGGCAUACCGUGGCAGAUUACUUCUUUGAUGGGUGUUGGCACUUUACUCAGGAAUUUGUCAACGCUUUUCCACAAAUUGUUUGUGAUAUCCUGCUUGUUCCGAUUGGGGACUCUGAUACGAGAUUCUGGAAGCCGUCUCUGCAGGGGAAGGUCACGUCAGCUCUUGCUUUUGCUCAUCACGGGCAGAAGUUUCCGCAGGUCUCCUGGGGCUCGUGGAUUUGGGAACCGUUCAUUCCUGUUCGGCGUUCUUUGGUUUGUUGGCGCCUCCUUCAUGAUAGGAUGCCUACUUAUGAUCGUCUUAUUAGAUAUGGACUUGUUACUCCGAAUUGGUGUCCGAUUUGCAGGAGUAAUGAGGAAACGGUGGAUCACACUUUUUGGAAUUGCGUGCAGGCUCUUCAAGAAUUAGACAUCAAAAGUUUUCUUGUGAUUGCGUGGAAUAGAAAUUGUAGUUCUCAGACAGGUUCUUCACAUGGUAAAAGUGGCCUUUGUCGAGAUGGAGCAGAACUUCAAAAAUUUGGGGCAUAUGAAGAACGAAUGGUGAACACUGACGGCUCAGCUUUGGGGGCGCUGGGAGCUAUUGGUGUUGGCGGGGUUUUCAGAGAUAAUUGGGGGUGGGUCAGAGGAUGUUUCCAUUAUAAGCACGGCACUGGUUACGCUUUUGAGGCUGGAUUAAUGGCGGUUAUCACUGCCAUUAGGAUUGCUCAUGUUAGAGGUUGGGUUCGUCUCUGGAUGGAAGCGGACUCGACUUACGUUGUAAGCCUUCUGCAGGAAAGAUCCAAAAGGGUUCCUUGGCGCUUCGUUGCUCUUUGGGAAAAUACUUUGCUUAUGUUGAAUAACUUCCAACUACAUGUCACGCAUAUUUUUCGUGAAGGAAAUAAAGCUGCGGAUAUCAUGGCGAAUCCUGUUCGCGAUGAAGGAUGGUGGCCUCAUGAAAUUGAAGAGAUAAAAAAUGCGACACGCUUGGACAUGUGUUCUCAUUCUCAUGUGCGGGUUGCGUGA